Messenger RNA from Oncorhynchus mykiss (rainbow trout), 722 nucleotides. RefSeq lists its product as uncharacterized. The record is from RefSeq and is a predicted model, not a curated record. Gene Ontology annotation, cellular component: plasma membrane. Gene Ontology annotation, molecular function: monoatomic cation channel activity. NCBI's taxonomy places the organism in Eukaryota, Metazoa, Chordata, Actinopteri, Salmoniformes, Salmonidae.
AUCACGCAUCACUUAACUGUUGCCAAUGUGUUCACAACGGUACACCCUCUGUUGGGAUUUUUACCUCUACUACUCUCAUUUCUUGGUCUAUUUAGUAUGGAAAGUAGACAACAAUGGCUUACCAGACUGAAAAAUGAACUUAGCAACAGUCCUCUGGUCUCAAAUGUGGCUUUUGGAUUUAUCCUCAUGGGACUAGAGAAGCUGGUGGAGCUGGAGUUUGAGUGUCCUUGCAAUCCUAAAUGGAACGGAGUGUUUUCAUCUGCCUUCUUCAUCAUUCCUGCUGUCAUGGCCUUCACGUUGAUGCUGAUCAUUCAAGGAUGCAGGUGCGAUACGUGGUGCCGGAAGACUGUGUCUUUUUCCAGUUUUGUUCCUGCAAUCGUGUGGCUGAUCUUGUUGUUCCUCGAUGGUCAGUACUUUGCUUGUGCAAUGACAGACUGGAAGGGCAGAUUUGUCAUAGUUGAUAAAGCAGCACCGCAGAAAUGGUGUGAGCCAACUAGUGAGGGAGAUGUCACACCGCAAGAACUAAUGCUCCGCUCACAGCAGCUAUUUGUUGUGUCUCAAGUUCUAGGUAUAUUUCUUCUCAUAAUCAUCUGUGUGGGACUCAUAGUGUAUGUGAUCAGAGAGAGCUGCCAGCAGGAGUCUGAGAUGCAGGAUGCAGACGUAGCGGAGCUCACCGUGCUCCGGAUGAGCUCUCUGAGAACCAGGACGACGUGAGAGGACAG